AUGGAGAGGCAACGGAUCACAGAAGAAAGAGAAAGAAUAGCCAGAGCGAAGGCAGAGAGGGAGAGACUUGAGAAAGAAAGGAUUGCCAAAGAGAAAGUGGAGAGAGAGAGGCUGGAGAGGGAACGCAUUAAAGAAAGAGAGAGAGUCAUAAAGGAGAAGGAAAGGGUGGAGAGAGAGAGGGCCGAAAAGGAGAGGCAAGAGAGGGAACAAAUGGCCAAAGAAAGAGCAGAAAAGGAAAGGCAAGAGAAAGACCGUGUUGCCAAGGAAAGGGAGAGAAUCGCCAGGGAAAAAGAGAGGGUGGAAAAAGAAAGAAUAGCCAAAGAAAAGGAAAGGAUGGAGCGGGAACACAUGGCCAGGGAAAGGGCGAGAAUGGCUCAGGAGAGGGAGAGAUUAGAGAAAGAAAAGCUAGGGAAGGAAAUGGCGGCGAGAGAAGAGAGGGAGAGGAUCGAACAGCUGAGACUAGAGAAGGAGAGAAUCGAACAGCUGAGACUAGAGAAGGAGAGAAUCGAACAGCUGAGACUAGAGAAGGAGAGAAUCGAACAGCUGAGACUAGAAAAGGAGAGAGUGAGAAUUGCCCGGGAGAAGGAGAGAAUCGAACAGCUGAGGCUAGAGAAGGAGAGAAUCGAACAGCUGAGGCUAGAGAAGGAGAGAAUCGAACAGCUGAGGCUAGAGAAGGAGGGAAUCGAACAGCUGAGACUAGAGAAGGAGAGAGUGAGAAUCGCCCGGGAGAAGGAGAGAAUCGAACAGCUGAGGCUAGAGAAGGAGAGAAUCGAACAGCUGAGGCUAGAGAAGGAGAGGACGACCAGAGAAGAGAGGGAGAGGAUAGAGAGGGAACGACUGGCGAAGGAGAGAGCGAGAAUCGCCCAGGAGAAGGAGAGAAUCGAACAGCUGAGACUAGAGAAGGAGAGAAUCGAACAGCUGAGACUAGAGAAGGAGAGAAUCGAACAGCUGAGACUAGAGAAGGAGGGAAUCGAACAGCUGAGACUAGAGAAGGAGAGAAUCGAACAGCUGAGGCUAGAGAAGGAGAGAACGGCGAAGGAGAAAGCUGCUUGGGACAAGAUGGCGGGGGAGAAGCUGGUAAAGGUAGAAGUGAAGAAAGCGGAGCCGCGCGACAGGAAGCCCAACGCUUCCCAGCUGAACCCUCCGGCGGGGAGGAGGGAGAAAAGUGUGGUGGUGGAGGACAAAAUGGCCGCCGGCGGGAAGAAGAAAUAACACCGUGGAGCUAAGGCUACUGUCACUCCCCGAUGUGAGGAGAAGGCAGAUCUGAGUCACUUUGAGACAAGUAGCAUACGAGAUGCUAACAAGAGACUUCUGUAAUGUCAACACAGUAAGAAUGGAGCUAUUUAACCAAGUUGGUUCACUGCUAGCUUAGCUACAAGUUAGCAUCAAACACAACAAAGACUGUCUGGUGAAUGGUGUUUUGAGCUAACGUUAGCAAUCAAACAGUCAUAGAUAGCUAAAACAUUUUUUACAACAUAACUAGUAACCCGUUUGAUGUAGACUAUUGUGUGAGGUAUCAAUGAACUCAGCAGAGAGUCCCUUAUGCUUUAGCCACGCCCCUGUACUUAAGCCACACCCCUUU
Etheostoma cragini (Arkansas darter) is the source of this 1582-nucleotide messenger RNA. RefSeq lists its product as uncharacterized. The transcript has 2 exons. NCBI's taxonomy places the organism in Eukaryota, Metazoa, Chordata, Actinopteri, Perciformes, Percidae. The record is from RefSeq and is a predicted model, not a curated record. The coding region runs from base 1 to 1212 and encodes 403 amino acids.